Messenger RNA from Humulus lupulus (European hop), 2112 nucleotides. Its product is annotated as synaptotagmin-2-like. Lineage: Eukaryota; Viridiplantae; Streptophyta; Magnoliopsida; Rosales; Cannabaceae. Gene Ontology annotation, molecular function: lipid binding. Gene Ontology annotation, cellular component: endoplasmic reticulum. The transcript has 12 exons. The coding region runs from base 359 to 1909 and encodes 516 amino acids. The record is from RefSeq and is a predicted model, not a curated record.
ACGUUACCGACACUUAGUGCCCUCACAACAUUCUAAACUUUCCUUUCAAACCCGUUUUUCUGUACUGUGAAUUUAGUGAUCGUUUCUCAUUCAUGACAAAAACCUUGGCCACCAAGAUUUUAAUUGCCUCAUUCAAUGCACUUUAUCUUUCUGCUAAGGAAAAAAAUAUUUGUGGGUUGUCUUAUCUGCUUCGUUGAUUUUUAUAGGUUUGAUUUUGAGUAUUCAGGGUUUACUCUCAGAACCAGCAAAGUGACUGUUAAAGGAGUUUUUCAUUUUCUCUGGUUGUUUGAUAUAUUUUUCUUCUUUGCUUUUUGUACUCUAUUUUUUUUUAUUUUUUUUAGAAGAUUGAAGAUCCGAGAUGGGUAUUUUGAGUGUUAUGGCGGGUAUUUGUGGUUUUGGAGUGGGAACUUCAAUUGGGCUUGUGAUCGGCUACUACUUUUUCAUAUACUUUCAGCCAACUGAUGUCAAGCCUCUGGUGGAGCAAGAUUCUAAAACUUUUCAAGGGUUACUUUCAGAGAUACCACUGUGGCUUAAAAUGCCUGAUUAUGAUCGCGUUGACUGGCUCAACAGAUUCAUUGAAAUCAUGUGGCCUUAUCUGGACAAGAUUCCUAAAUACAAAAUUGAUUCUGUUGAUUUUGAGGCGUUUACCUUGGGCUCCCUAGCUCCUACAUUUCAAGGAAUGAAAGUGUAUGUAACUGAUGAAAAGGAGUUGAUAAUGGAACCAGCAUUAAGAUGGGCUGGAAAUCCUAACAUUAUGGUUGCAGUUAAAGCGUUUGGUUUGAGAGCCACAGUUCAGGUUAUUGAUCUGCAAGUAUUUGUUCAUCCACGUAUUACCCUGAAGCCUUUGGUUCCAGAAUUUCCUUGUUUUGCAAAAAUACUUGUUUCCCUUAUGGAGAAGCCACAUGUUGACUUUGGAUUAAAAGUACUUGGUGCUGAUGCUAUGUCCAUUCCUGGCCUAUAUGGGUUUGUCCAGGAAAUGAUUAAAGAUCAAGUUGCAAACAUGUAUUUAUGGCCCAAAUCUCUAGAAGUACAAAUUAUGGAUCCAACAAAAGCUUCGAGGAGACCUGUUGGAAUUCUGAAUGUAAAAGUGGUGAGGGCCUUGAAACUUAAAAAGAAAGAUUUUAUGGGUGGAGCAGAUCCUUAUGUUAAACUUAAGUUAACUGAGGACAUGCUUCCUUCAAAGAAAACAACGGUGAAGCAUAAAAAUUUGAAUCCCGAAUGGAACGAGGAAUUUAACAUGGUUAUCAAAGACCCCCAAACUCAAGCAUUAGAGAUAAUGGUUUAUGACUGGGAACAGGUUGGCAAGCACGAUAAGAUGGGUUUGAAUACCGUUGCUUUGAAAGACCUCACACCCGAUGAGUCUAAGGUUCUCACACUAGAACUACUCAAAAACAUGAACGAAGAUGAUGCUCAGAAUGAGAAAUCUCGUGGGCAGAUUGUGUUGGAGUUGACAUACAAACCUUUCAAGGAAGAUGAAAUACCUGAUAAUGUUGAAGAUUCAAAUGCGGUACAAAAGGCUCCUGAAGGAACACCUGCAGGUGGUGGUUUACUUGUAAUUAUAAUUCACGAAGCUGAAGAUGUAGAAGGAAAGUACCACACCAAUCCAUAUGUCAGAUUGCUUUUCAGAGGCGAGGAGAAAAAAACAAAGCAUGUGAAGAAGAACCGGGAUCCAAGAUGGGAUGAAGAAUUUUCAUUUACGCUGGAUGAACCUCCUACCAAUGAUAAGCUUUAUGUGGAAGUUGUUAGUGUUUCUUCAAGAAUGGGCUUGCUGCAUCCCAAGGAAGUUCUGGGGUAUGUGGAUAUAAAACUAGCUGAUGUGGUUAGCAAUAGAAGAAUUAAUGAGAAGUACCAUCUCAUUGAUUCCAAGAAUGGAAGGAUACAAAUUGAACUGCAAUGGAGAACCUCUUAACUACUAUUAAUGACCGUCAGUUCUGAUCUGGAUUUGUAGGUCUAAAUCACAUCUCCCACGGUUAAGGUUGGCUGUAAUACAGUGUUUUUUUUUUUUGGCCCUGGUAAAUACUAUAUUGUAAGAAGUGGUGUUGUUUCACUCUUUGUUUUUAUAUUUUUAUUGUUUUAAUAUACAAUUUAAAAUGUGAAGAGAGUUUCAUGUUA